This is a messenger RNA of Porites evermanni, 1008 nucleotides long. The record is from the annotation of a GenBank genome assembly. NCBI's taxonomy places the organism in Eukaryota, Metazoa, Cnidaria, Anthozoa, Scleractinia, Poritidae.
AUGGCGGCCGUCGUCGGUCAUUACAAUUUUUGGAACAUAACAAGCGAGAAAGCUUUACAAGAUGCAUGGCUACAUUUAGAGAAUGUCAAGCCUCUGUCGGCUACCAGUUCUGUUCUCUCGAUAGUCAUGGCGCCCAUAAUAGUGCUUGGCAAUUUGCUUGUCUUGCUGGCAGUUUGGAAAGAUCCGCUAAAGAAACUUCGAUCAUCACCAUCAAAUUUCAUUUUGGUCUCCAUGGCUCUCGCUGAUCUUUCGGUUGGGCUUGUUGUUUGUCCAAUCACGGCGUAUUGGGGCUGGGUAAUAUUUGAAAAAGGAACAUCGCCUUUUGACCUCUCCGUAAUUUUUGCCAUAAACGUGUUUUCGGUGAAUGUCAGCUUUGGCCACAUGUUCCUGUUAACAGUGGAUAGGCUUUUCGCCGUGGUUAAACCGCUCCAGUACCGUGUUAUAAUAACAAAUAAACGAGCAGUCAUUGCAAGUUGUGUUUGCUGGAUCUAUUUUUUGGCAUUUGGGUGUUCAUUCCUGAUGCUGAGGGAUUAUUUUGCCAUAAUGGGAGCUGUCUACAAUGUACAACUUCUCUCCAUCCUUGUAAGCAUGCUCAUAAUGUACACUGUGAUCACGAUUAGAUUACGUAGGUAUUCAAAAACAAGAAUGAAUAAACCAAUUCAUUCUCCAAACAGUCUUCUCGUUAUCCUCCAGAGGGAAAAAAGGCUCUUCAAAGCAAUAACAAUCGUCAUCUGUGCAUUUCUUAUUUGCUACAUGCCCUGGUUUAUAGUUCAACUAUUGAUAUAUUUGUGUAAACCAUGCCACCCUCAUUUGGCUUUGCUUAUGAUUUUCUUUGGAUUUUCGGGCAGUUUAACUUACGCAAACUCGGGCUUGAAUCCAAUAUUAUAUUCAUGGCGGCUUCCAAGAUACAGAGAAACAUUCAAAUACUUUUGGAAGAAAAGAGGUUUGAAAGUUAAGGCUCAAACAAACAAGAACAGCAGUGAAGAGGUUAAAAAUACAAAACUCUAG